AUGCAAAGGAACUUGAUCCCUCGCCCUACCAACGACCCGAAGGACCCAUUAACAUGGAGUACCUGGAGGAAGCAUCUUGCUUUCACAAGUAUUGCCUUCUUUGUCUUCCUUUCAAAUUAUAUCACAGCAGCAAUUGGGCCCGCCCUUGUUUCAAUUAUCAAAGAGUUCAACAUCAGUCAGACUCAAGCCGGAUAUCUCAUUACGCUGAACAUUCUUUCUCUUGGUGUGGGAAACCUCUUUUGGAUACCAUUUGCCGUGAAGUUCGGUAAGCGGCCUAUAAUUAUUCUGUCGUCAGCUAUCUUCUUCGGCUCGUCUAUAUGGAGUGCACUGGCUAAGUCUUACGGCUCCCUAUUAGGAGCGAGAAUCAUACAAGGAUUCGGGGCCAGCUCAUCUGAAGCAUUGGGUCCAGCAGUGGUGGCUGAUCUUUACUUUCUUCAUGAAAGAGGAACAAAAAUCGGAUUCUACACGUUUAUGAUUGGUGGCGGAAGUUCCAUUGGCGGCGUAUUUUCCGGACUUGUAAUGAAGUCAAGUAACAAUUGGAGAUGGGUUCAGUGGAUGUGCACGAUACUCACGGGUAUCUGUUUCGCCCUUACCGUCCUAUUCCAACCAGAAACGAACUUCAAAAGGUCGGCAGAAUCUGAACUUGGCGAAGGCCCUGAGGUACUUCCCCACGAACAAGGUCAAUACAGUUGGAUCCAGUCUCUGGAACUCUUCGGUGGAUAUAAUCGAGAAGGAAGUCUUCGCGCCUUCUUGCAACGUCCAAUCGAACUCAUUCUAUACCCCGGUAUUUUCUGGGCUGCAAUCACAUACGGCGUGACACUCGGAUGGGUUGUGUUACAACAAACCGUGAAUUCCGUGUAUUUUCCGGAGCAAUAUGGCUUCAACGCCUUGGCUGUGGGAGACAUCAGCGCCGCGACAAUCAUUGGCGCAUUAGCAGGUUGCUUCUUCGGUGGCCCAGUAAGCGACUGGAUUAGUGCGGCAAUAGCGAAGCGGAAGAAAGGCUUGUUUACUCCAGAGAUGCGACUGUGGACAUUGGUCCCGGCCUUCAUCCUCGGGCCCGUUGGCCUAAUGUUAUGGGGUGUAGGCCUUGGCAAAAACCUCCACUGGUCGGUUCCUAUUGCAGGAACUGCCAUUACCUAUGGGAUUUUGUGCUUAGUACCCGCUGUAGGGAUGAGCUAUGUCGUUGAUAGCUACAAACCUCUGGCAGGCGAGGCGAUAACUUCGUUGACGGCGUUCAAGAACACAUUCGCAUUCGGUAUCAGCUUUGCUGUUUUUCCAUGGCUUGAGAGAGAUGGUUUUAUCAAGAUGUCCGGGUAUAUGACGCUUAUUGAAGGUCUCACUUUCUUAACCACGGUCCCUCUCUUCUUGUAUGGGAAGCAGCUACGCAAAUUCACAAGCCGUUAUCAUGUCUAA
Talaromyces proteolyticus is the source of this 1413-nucleotide messenger RNA. Its product is annotated as major facilitator superfamily domain-containing protein. Gene Ontology annotation, biological process: transmembrane transport. The record is from RefSeq and is a predicted model, not a curated record. The transcript is spliced from 9 exons. Bases 1 to 1413 code for a protein of 470 amino acids. Lineage: Eukaryota; Fungi; Ascomycota; Eurotiomycetes; Eurotiales; Trichocomaceae. Gene Ontology annotation, molecular function: transmembrane transporter activity.